This is a messenger RNA of Dissoconium aciculare CBS 342.82, 1023 nucleotides long. RefSeq lists its product as uncharacterized. The coding region runs from base 1 to 1023 and encodes 340 amino acids. NCBI's taxonomy places the organism in Eukaryota, Fungi, Ascomycota, Dothideomycetes, Mycosphaerellales, Dissoconiaceae. Gene Ontology annotation, molecular function: ubiquitin protein ligase activity. The transcript has a single exon. The record is from RefSeq and is a predicted model, not a curated record. Gene Ontology annotation, biological process: protein monoubiquitination; protein polyubiquitination.
AUGGAUCUUGAACCUCCCCGCAGCGACGACGACGAAGCGAGACAUCGUACUUCCACUGCCGCCUUUGAGCGUACUAUCGACGAGAACGCAUCGCGCGAACCACAGACACCCGAACAGGAUGAAAACACACAGGGAUCUGCUAGAUUCCCCCUCCGCCGCUCCGAGACAAAUCUUCGAAGCAUCGCUGGUAGCAGCGACAAAAGGGCGCGAGACAUUCUCGAACCCUGUGUCAUCUGCCUCGAGCCCAUCACCGAGCGCGCCAUCGCUGCGCCCUGCAACCACCUGAGCUUCGACUUCCUGUGUCUCGCCUCAUGGCUGCAGGAGAAGGCCUCGUGUCCGCUGUGUAAGGCGGAUGUCGUGAGUGUGCAGUAUGACUGGCGAGCUCCGGAUGAUUUCAAGACAUUCUCGCCGAAGAAGCCUGCUCCCACCGCCGCUGUCACCGGGGAGGCAUCCUCAACCCGCCAAGCUGGAUCAUCCGAGCUUGCUAUCGCGCGACCUUCGCCGUCGCCGUCGCUGCUGUCUCGGAAUCUGCCAUCGCCGCGGCGAGGCACGCGAUGGCACCCAUCUGCAUCUGCGUCUGCAGCAUCCCGAUCUGAGUCAUCAUCAUCAGAUCCAGCCUUGCUCUUCCGCCGCCAGAUCUACGCACGAAACCGCUUCUCCCAACGCAUCGGCAGCAACGCGCUUUCCGGCCACCGCGAUUUCGCCGCCAGGGACUUCGCUCUCUCCUCUGCCCUGCAAUCCCGCGCGAGGAUCUUCCUGCGUCGCGAGCUCGCGGUCUUUUCCUUCCUCGACAUCCCGCAGCGGGGCUACCUCGUCGAGUAUAUCGUCGCGGUGCUCCGGGCUUUCGACGUCAAGGGUGCGGACGGGAAGGCGGCGGAGCUGCUGGCGGAGUUCCUGGGCCGGAGGAACGCGGUGCUGCUGUUGCAUGAGUUGGAGGCGUGGCUGAGGAGUCCGUGGACGGCGCUGGUCAGGUGGGAUAGGGAGGUUCAAUACGGGACGGAGAGUGAGGUGGAAGUCAAGUGA